Linum trigynum is the source of this 4097-nucleotide messenger RNA. The record is from the annotation of a GenBank genome assembly. Lineage: Eukaryota; Viridiplantae; Streptophyta; Magnoliopsida; Malpighiales; Linaceae.
UAGCUAUUGCUCGUAUCAUUUAAUUGACUAAAUUUGAAUUGAAUAUUUUUAAUUUUGUAAUUUCGAAAUCUAUGUUUAAUUUACAUAUAAUUUUAAAUUCUUCCACAUAAUCGGGCUAAAUCGAGCUAAAUUGGGCUAAACUGGUCAGUCCAUUAAUCCUUUACCCACUAACUCGACCUGUUCAACUGACCAAAUCGGGCUGACAACCUUGAAAUUGUUAAUAAUCAUUUGGAAUUUUGGAUUGUUUACGGUGGAAGAGAAAUUUAAGAUUGGUUAUGUUUUAGGUUGAUGUUAUUUAAGUGUGUUGGAGUUUAGAUAGUGUUGCAUUUUUUUCUAUGUUGAAUUCAAGACAAGUACAAUAUAAUGACUUUUUCAAUAUUUUCGGGCUAAAACGGGUGACCCAUUAACACUUGACCCACUAGCUCGUCUGGGUCCGGGUCGACCCGCGGGUUGACAACCUUGGUUACCAUAUAUAUAAUUGACACUUCUUAUUAGUAAGACUUAUUAAUUAUGUAUAUUUUUUCCCUCUCAACAUUCAUGAUAGCAAAAGCAUUGCUUAGGAAUGAAGGGAGCAUGCAUGGUACGACAAUGUCCUCUCCCGCCGUAGCGGCUCUUACAGUCAUCCAAGCAGCGAUCCAAGGUACUGCAAUCCCAAGUCUUAUGACAGUAUUUAGCUUCUGCUGCCAUCUUGUCUCCACCUUUUCAAUUAGCAGACAAGUAUAAUUAAUUGUAGGCAAUUGAAUUAACCAAUAAUAUGCAUCCAUAUACAUGAUUGCUUCAAAUUAAAAAUUUAUGAAAUUAAUUAGAGCGAAAUGAAAAGAGAGGCCAAGAAGAACAAUCUGAAAAUAUUUUAUCACUAUCCUAUGACUAUUAAAACAUUUUUGUGGUACAUACACCUGAUUAUUUUUCAUAAAUUUGUAAGAAAGUUUACCUAAUGAGGCGAUGAACAGAAGGAAGAACAAGAAGUAUAGUGCAAAAUACUUAGCCAUAUCUCUUGAAAACUUAAGAAUAAAGAUAUAAUUCUAUAUUUCAGUUUUAUGUCUUCUCAGUUGUAUAAUUGGCUUUGUAUUUGAUAUUUAUAAGAAAAAUUCAUGUACUAUUCAACGCUUAAGUAGAAAUAUUGACAUGCAAAGUAAAAGGAUGCAAGGCAACAUAAUGAUGGCUUAUGAAGAAAGAUAGAAACAAUGCAAGAUAUUAAUGAAAAAGUAAGGAAAAUAAUUAAGUUUCCUUUUAAGUCUUAUUUAUCUUUUAAUAACUAUCAAAUUAAUAAUAUAGUCGAAGAUUUAACUGAUAUGAUAUUAAUAACUUGCUAAUGAGAUUAUAAUAGAAUUUGAUAUUAUUUUUUACACAUUUCUUGAUAACCGAGUAGUUUUUCGAUCAAAGUGAUACUUAAAAAAAAAAAGAGAUUUCAUAGGGUAAUGUAUUUUUAAGACUUCCCUUUGCUUCAUUUCUUCGAACCAAGUACUAGUAUUCCAGAAAAGAUUGUAGUUGAGGUGUCACCAAAUCAAAUGAUAUAAUCAAGAAAAUACGUAAACUUUAAAUAAAUCGAAAUCUAAAGUGCACGGUAAAAAAAAAAAACAUUCAACACAUAAAAUCAAACCUAACUACUCUUAUAUUCUUAGUUUUCCCCUUCUUAGUAUAGGUUUAUGGUUUCAAAGUCUAUAAAAGGCUUGUUUAGUCCUUGUAAUGAGGCGAACACUUUUGAUAAUAAACCCUAGUUCAUUGAGCUCAUUGCUAAAUUCUAUUGUCGCUUACUUUAGUUGUCAAAAAUUAUGGUCGGUAGCUAAUAACGGAUUCAUAGGGGAGCCAAAAUUAUGGUCGGUAGCUAAUCAGGGGAAUGUGGCUUUUCAAUACCUUGGGGUACUCACUGCAGCAUGUCGUGAGUGUCAUAAGCAGUUGUGUCAAAUUAACCAUUGUCUCUUGGUCCAUCAAGCUUGAACAUCGUGGAUAGCAUGUAGGGCUAGGAAAUUCAUAUCGAUCAAAUUCCGUAUGAAAAAUCGUGGUUUAGAAUAAAUCGCACGAUUUGGUCUGGACUGUGAAACAAGAAUCACGAUCUGGAUCUGGUCCGACUUGCAGUUGAUGAAGUUCUAGUAUGUCUGCACGAUUUUGUAAAUAGUUGCCAAAAGGCUAGUUAUCAACAACCAUUUACUAAUGGUCGCCAGCAAUCAUUUUCUUGUAGUGAAUUAAUUAUAUUAACCUCUACUAGACUACUACCCCACUACUGCAACGUGGUUGCGUUGACCAUUAAUUUUACCAACAUUUCUAGGAAUACAGGAAUGGCGGUUCCUAUCCCAAAUCGUGUGUUUCGUUUUUGAUUUUCUUAGAUUUUAUCAUGGUCUGGCAAAAACCAGAAAGCUCAAUGACGACAAGAUGAAAGUUUUACAAAGAAAAUUAAUCGGCCAACGGGUCGAGUAAAAGCUAGCAACGAUCUUGAGAUGCUCAUUUCCCGAAGACCGGCGGGAUAGGCAAUUUUUUAUUCGAUUUUCUGGAAUUCGGGUUCUAUAAAACUUACUCCACCUUAUCAUAUUACCAUAAAUAAUAAUGUUUUGUAAGGUAACAGGUACUCGAACUUGGUUCAUAAGGCUGAUUUUUUAUUCGUUGCAUCAUCUAUGCCUCUUUCCUGCUAAAAUUCACUAUCUUUAUUGCGUGUUUCUAAAAAAAAAAAAACUAUACAACAAUAAGCUAUACACCUCAUUGCAUUCUCAAAUUUCAUAUCUCAGCUUACUCCAUACAACAAUAAGCGACAUUUGAAUAUUUUUAUUUUUGCCUUUAAACAUAAAUUCCAACAUGCACGAAUAAUUUUAACACCCUAAAUCUCAGUAAAUUACAAAGAUACAAAGUCAAAACAUCACAACUUGCACCAUAACGUCAUAAACAUUAACAUUAUAUCAUAUGGAGAUACGAUCGUCUCUACUCUCUUGUGAAAUGUGAUUGUGAAUGAAAGAGGGGAUGAGAAUUCUCAAAAUUAAGAUUGAGACUUGGAUAUCAUUGUGGGAGUUGGGAGAGUGAUGAAGUGGGCUGCUUAUACGUAUUGAGAAUAUUCUUGACUACGGUACUUAACAGUCUACGAUCCGGUUUGAACCAUAAAAUUUCAAACAAUCGGGUCUAUUAUCCCAGCCCUAUCAUCCGGUAUCUUGUAUUUUAUAUCCGACCUGCUGGUACGAUAGUGUUUCCUAAACCAUGCUUAUUACAUUAUUAUGUUGCGUAGGUAUGUGUCCGCCCGUAACAACUUGCUUAUUCAUAAUUUCUCGUAGGUAGCCGUUCCUCACGGUAUAUCCCACAAACAAAGAAAAGCCGAACGAACUCCAUGAAUACGUGUUGCGUAAGUAUGUGUUCUCUCUAGACUCUAGAGGCGUACACAGUUAUGACUUGUGAAUCCCGAAACUUCGAUCUACAAUUAACAAAAUCAAACUUUCUUGUUUAUUAAUUAUUUUCACAAUUCCAAUAUAAAAUUCUUACAAUAUAUAUAGUGAUGACCAGAAAUUAGCCCUUCACAUUUCACCAUACCACAACAGAAAGAAAAUUGCAAAGAAGCGUAAAACAUAUGGCCACGGCGGUAUGCAGCAGGUUAAUAGCAGUCACGUCGUCCAUCUUUCUUCUUCUGGUCGCGGCCGAGGGCAACAGCGUGUUCUGCCACAACAUCGGCGGGUGCGAUGCGGGAACGGCGGGGAGCCUCGUCAGAGAUCUGGCCGGCGAAGUGCCAGGUCAGCCAAACCAGCUGUACUGCAACGUUCAGGAGAUGCCGAGUGGAUCGGCGAACAUGUACGGGUACGGUUACUGCUCGACGAGAGGCAGGAGUCUGGAACCGGAGAAAGACUGCAACGACUGCUUGACCAGUGCGGGCAACGACCUGGUCAACGGUUGCAGAGACGUAGGUGGAGCCGGCGAGGUGUGGGGUCCGAAUGCUUUGUGUUAUAUCCUGAUGGGACUCACCAAUAAGUGUGCCUAGCUAUAGCUAUAGCUACUUGGUGAAUUAGCUUACUUCCGGCCGAUCGAUGAUUUGUGAUACCGUAUCGUAUUUGACUGAAUCAUAUGUGGAACGGACGUGUCUAACAUAUGGUGUUACUUGUUAGCUAGAAUCAAAUACGAAAACGAAG